Messenger RNA from Lolium perenne, 1659 nucleotides. The record is from RefSeq and is a predicted model, not a curated record. Lineage: Eukaryota; Viridiplantae; Streptophyta; Magnoliopsida; Poales; Poaceae.
UUUAUCAGCUCCGGCGACAUGGUGGCCGUGGCGGUCUCGUGGGGAUGGUUCCUGGGCGCCGUCCCUCUGCUCUGCCUCGCCUUCUGGCACGCCGCCGACGCGUGGUACCGCGCCGUCUUCUUCCUCAAGCAUCGCAGCGGGAAGGGCGCCAAUGGCAUCCGCCCUCGCCUCCCGCCGGGCCACAUGGGCCUGCCGUUCCUCGGCGAGACCAUGUCCCUGCUCUGGUACUUCAAGCACGUGCGCCGCCCCGACGAUUUCAUCGGCGCCAAGAGACGUGCUUACGGCGGUGAGAAGGUGGGGAUGUACCGGACACACCUGUUCGGGUCCCCCACCAUCGUGGCAUGCAUGCCGGCAACCAACAAGUUCAUCUUCCAGGCCGGCAGCGACACCUUCGGCAUUCACUGGCCCGUGCCGGAGCUGGUGGGGCUAAGCUCGAUAGUGAACGUCGAGGGAAGCAACCACACCAGGGUGAGAGGGGUCAUCCUUGGUGCCAUCAACCGGCCAAGUUCGCUCCGCACUAUCGCUGCCACCGUGCAGCCGGGUGUUGUGGCCGCGCUCAACUCGUGGGCCGACAUGGGCACCAUCGUUGCCUCCAACGAGGCCAAGAAAGUGACUUUCACGAACAUAUGCAAGAUGUUUAUAAGCAUGGAGCCAUCGUCUCUGACCGUGAAGAUGGACCAGUGGUUCACUAGCUUGGUCGCAGGACUCAGGGCAUUUCCGUUGGAUUUUCCAGGAACAGCGUGCCAUGAUGCUCGCAAGUGCCGCCGGAAGCUAAAUACGGUGUUCCAGGCGGAGUUGGAGGACAGGAAGAAUACAAAUAAAAAGUACGAUGAUGUGAUGAGUGGGUUUAUGGAAUUGGAGGACGAGCAAGGGAAGAAGCUAAGCGAUGAUGAGGUGGUGGACAACAUUGUGUCUGUAGUUGUCGCUGGCUAUGAGUCCACUGCAAGCGCCAUCAUGUGGGCCACAUACCACCUCGCCAAAUGCCCCGACGUCCUUGCCAAGCUCCGAGAGGAGAACAUGAUGAUGAGCAAAAGAAAAGGUAGGUCGUCUUUUAUAACACACGAUGACAUUCCAAAGAUGAAAUACACCACAAAGGUGGUGGAGGAGACGAUCCGAAUGGCCAACAUCGCGCCCAUGACGCACCGUGUAGCAAAAAGGGACGUGGAGUACGGUGGGUACACCAUACCAAAGGGGUGGCAGGUGCUGGUGCUGGUGAGAUCACUCCACACCGACCCAAACUACUACGAGGAUCCACUCACCUUCAACCCCGACAGAUGGGAUGAACCAGCCAAACCAGGGACAUACCAGGUGUUCGGAGGCGGGAACAGGAUCUGCCCCGGCAACAUGCUUGCGAGGUUGCAACUCACCAUCAUGCUCCAUCACCUCUCCAUCGGUUACGAAUGGGGGCUCCUAAAUCCUAACACGGAAAUUGACUACCUUCCACACCCAAAGCCAGUGGAUGGCGCAGUGAUGAACUUUCGUAAGCUUGCGACAAAAUGAUCAAGCCUAUGAUUGCCAGUAUAUAUCGAGAAGCUGCAUCUGCUUAAUUAUCCCCAUCAAUAUAGCCAAAUAUAUAAGUAUAUGUUAAUUUGGCCUUAUUAUAUGAUCAUGUUAGAUCAACAACUAUCUUAAUAUUGUAUCUCCGUAGUCCCACAAGAG